This is a messenger RNA of Suillus subalutaceus, 444 nucleotides long. RefSeq lists its product as uncharacterized. NCBI's taxonomy places the organism in Eukaryota, Fungi, Basidiomycota, Agaricomycetes, Boletales, Suillaceae. The coding region runs from base 1 to 444 and encodes 147 amino acids. The transcript has 2 exons. The record is from RefSeq and is a predicted model, not a curated record.
AUGGAUGAGAAGAAAAGUGGUGGAUCGGCAGGCCAAGAAGCUGAAAGAUGCCACUGGUCAAGCGCUGAUGAGUUACACUUCCUCGACUACAUCACAGCCCAUAAAGAAAAAGGGGGUGAUGGACUAAAUUUUGACAAAAACUUUUGGCUGCUGGCUGCCACCAAGAUGGUGCUGUGCACUACAAGUGGUGCAGUGAAAUCAGCUGAGGCCUGUUCACAAAAAUGGACUAGGAUGCAUGCCACCUUUUCAACUGUUGAUUGUGUGGCAAACUUUUCAGGUAUCUCAUGGAGCAAUGAGCAAGGCUCUGAUAUCACGCAUGAGUCUGAGUCUGUAUGGGUCAAUCUUAUUAGGGUAUGUACCUAUCUACUGUUCCUUACUACUGCUACUAACUUUUUUGUGAUCCAGGAAAUACCUGUUGCAAAGAGCUUUAGAAACAAGGGAUAA